AUGGGGCUAAAAAAAGUCAAAAGUGCGGCCAAAAAGGUCAAGGGAAUGCACUGGUAGGGCUAACAUUUUCUAUGGUACAGAAAAAAAUCCGUAGCGACGCCCCUGUGCACACUUAACAAAUAAUAGGUUUUUAGUACAAUAUACUUUUGCCCUAUGACUUUUAAAAUGAAUAAUUUCUUUCAUUUUGAUAGUUUUAAAUAUAUUUUGUUCAUUAAAACUUUUAGGUCCGAAAAACAGAUCUAGUCGUUCUACCUCUGACUCGGCUGAAGAUGCUGGUUCAGUUUACUUGACCACCGAAAUGAACAGAAACUCAAUAAAGUACAUGAAAAGUUCAAAAAAUCAGAAACCGAAUGGUCGGAGAUAAAGCGGUCUUGUGUCAAAACGUACAAUAAAUAUUUUUGUGUUUUAUUUUAAUGUUUAUAAACGUUUUGUUAUUUUAUUUGAAGAAAUAUAUUAAAGUUAAUUAAGGGUAUAGUAAUCAACUAGUACCUAUUUGUUUAUACUACUUAAAUCACGUUGAGAGUCACUUCUUAUGACCAAGUUCGUUAGUUCCCAAAAUAACAAAUAAAUUAUAUUAUCAUUGCGGCCGGUUGUUCCUUUUUAUUUUACGAAAUUGACAGCUGCUAUCAAACUCUAAUUCCAUGAAGAAUAUCUAGAUCACCUGCCUAAGUGGAGGGCACGUGUGUCCUGGAAAAGUUCUUUAAAGAACGUCAAAAACGUUUCGAGUAUUCGGUUACAAACAAUAUUGAACGUCCUCUUUGUUUAUUGUUCUACUAUUUUUGUUGAGUUUCUGAUACCAAAAACAACUCAAAAUAUUUUCAAUAUUUUAAAAUAAUUCUGUAACUUUUAGCAAUACUAAAAAAUUUUUUAAUUCUGCAGUCAAAUCAUCGGAUCUAUCCCGCCCACGUUGUAUAAUAAACAGUACAACCUUAUGAGCCGUCUGUUUCAGCCAGAUUAUUCUCCUCAGGUUCCCUGUUAUCGUCCGUCAUUUCGGUCCCUGUUCUCAGCAUCAACACCGUCAUAUGGAUCAAGUUCCUACUCCGGGGUAAAUAAGUCGACCAGAGCAUUACCUUAUACACGACCGUGGAAUGGGUUCAACUCCGUUGUCGCAAUACAUCCGUCACAGUUGAGAAAACGAACCUACAGACGAUACACGUUUGAUGAAAACGCGUUUAAAAAGCCUACGGAAGUUUUGAGGAUCAGGAGAGUUUCGAGCACGGCAUGGGAGACUCCAAAGUAAGACUUAUUUAGCAAGGGAUUUAUCUAGAGCGUUUAAUAAAUUAAAAAAUGUUCAGUGUAAGUUUUUCGACAUCAUUGUUCGUUUGUUAUUAUUUGAGUAUCAAUUAUUUAUCCAUUGCAGUAGCAAAGACAGUAACUGUCAGUUUGCAAAGGUUGUGAACAACGAUAACUUUUUCCGAGUCAAAAUCAACUUGGAUAUGUUUGAAAUGUUCGAAAAAGAGGAAAUUGAUGUAAGUUAUAUUAUUAAAGCAAGUAACUGCAAAAACAUAAAAUUAUACAAUCUAUGCUAGUUAAAUGUAAGUCUGAGACCACAAACUUUCGUCAUUUUCUAUAUUAAAUUGUAUUAUCUUUUCAGGUUAACGUAUACGGAUAUGAUAUUCAAAUAUACGGGGAAAAAGAAAACCCGGUUAACCCAAAUCGGCCACUACGAAUUUUAAAUCGACAAUAUCGGCUACCUGACGAUGUGGAUCUACAAACGGUGCAUUUGCAACGAAGAGAAUCCGAAAUCGAUGUGGACGCAAAAAAGGUAUAAUUUUUGCAAACAUUUUAUUUUUCGCCGAUUUGUAUUUCUAUAUUUUUAAACAAAACAAUUAGGUGAAAUACAAUUUUAAAUACAAAAUUUAAAAAAUAUAAACCUUUCUUUAAAAGUGUAAAAUACACAAUACAAAUAUUCUUAGAUUCCAAACGACUAUGGAGCAGCCAUCUCUCUCCGUGUAACAGAUGUAACAGCAGCUGGACAGAAGGUAGAACAACUUCAUGGAUUUUAA
Messenger RNA from Bursaphelenchus okinawaensis, 2006 nucleotides. NCBI's taxonomy places the organism in Eukaryota, Metazoa, Nematoda, Chromadorea, Rhabditida, Aphelenchoididae. The record is from the annotation of a GenBank genome assembly.